UUCAAUUCCUCGUUUAUUUCACCGGGGUGAUGGACUCCCGACACCGCUCUCGUGGCCGGUCUACUCGACAAUGAUGCUGGCUUAUGCGUACGCUGGUCAGCGGGCACCCUCCCUGUGCUCAUCUAGACACAGUUUCUUCGGGCUUUUGCUUUUUUACUGGGAGUUGUGGGGGCGGACAAGCGGGACGGACGCCUUACGACCGCACGGUCUCUCACGGAGGGUUUCCCGGAGGUUAGCUCGUAGCGGAAGCUUUUGGUGGAAAACCAAUCUGGGACCAAUUUUCGGAGUCGGGGGCGGAAAGGGGGGCGGGAGAGCGACAGUCGUUGCGGUGCGAGAUCGUUGGCGCUUGGUGGAUCGCCACGCCAACAGCCACCACAACCGCGCACCUCGUGUCAUCGCAACGAGCGGAUUAUCGGCGCUGUCGACCUUUGUUCAUCACUUGCGCAAGAGACUGGGGCCUGCGCCCUCACCGCACAUCAUCCACCCAUCGGCUGCAUGUUCAGAGGCCGGAAUGACGGACGUGGUCAGGAGACUGCGUCCGUCGUUUAUCCCUUCAUGCGAGACAGCGUCUUGGCCAGCGCAUGAUCACUGACGGGCAACUCUCCUCGCUCGUGUCCUGUUAAACGCGACGUG
This is a messenger RNA of Schizophyllum commune H4-8, 633 nucleotides long. RefSeq lists its product as uncharacterized. The record is from RefSeq and is a predicted model, not a curated record. The transcript has a single exon. NCBI's taxonomy places the organism in Eukaryota, Fungi, Basidiomycota, Agaricomycetes, Agaricales, Schizophyllaceae. The coding region runs from base 71 to 592 and encodes 173 amino acids.